This is a messenger RNA of Lingula anatina, 2330 nucleotides long. RefSeq lists its product as uncharacterized. NCBI's taxonomy places the organism in Eukaryota, Metazoa, Brachiopoda, Lingulata, Lingulida, Lingulidae. Gene Ontology annotation, biological process: regulation of phosphatidylinositol 3-kinase/protein kinase B signal transduction; mitotic cytokinesis. The record is from RefSeq and is a predicted model, not a curated record.
GGAUUUCCCUGCAACGUGCAUGGCCACGUGACGUGAAACAGAUGCGGGGAAUGCAGGUCAGGAGAAAAACUACAUUUUACACGUAGAAUAACGGCAACUGGAGAUCGAAUAUAAAGUUUCAGCACCUAAUUAGUUCUCAGGAAUAAGGUGUAUACCAAUAUGGCUGUUGAUUCCAGUGCAGUUGUGCAACAUGCAAAAGUUCCAGACCUUCGGGAAUUUGGGAAAGGUGACUGCCAACCAGUAUCCAUACCUACUGGACAUAGGUUAAUUGAAGUAGAGUCCUUCGAACGGAACCUGGACGAGAUAGUUACAAAAUCCUUGCCUGUCCUCGAGGUUACACACGGAGUGAGGAAAAACGAUGACGUUUUUGCUGAGAGUAACAAGCCGUCCAUGUCUAAUUCUUUAAGUUCUGAAUGUGCAAUAGAGGUCAAUGCGAACACUUCUCUGGGAAACAAAAACCCCGAGGUAACUGGAAAAGUGGAGCACCCCACCUCAAAAACUGCAAGCUCAUUGGUUGAAGUAAGUGAACAUUACAGAGAAGCUUCAUCAAUCACCGACAGCUCUAGUGAUCAGAAUGAAAAUUCCGUUUUGAUAACAGAAACGCAAAAUGAACUUUCUUCUUGCAAUGGCACCGUCCAGACGCGUGGUGCUAACACGGAUGGAUACGUGAAGGAGAGUGUUAAUAAAAGAGACGUCUGUGGUAAGAAAGAGAUCAUUGGUGGCGGCGGCGGGGAUCAAAGUAGCAGUUGUGGCAAUUACGUUCACAAAAAUGAUGUGACUCAUUCAAAUAACCAAACAUUACCUUCAGGCCACAAUGAUGAAGAAAGAGGUGCAAGGAAACAAAAUGGCCGGCAUAACGAUAAUGGCGUAAUGGAACAUCAAACGGCACACCAAAAAGACAUCAUCGACAACACCGAAAGUACUACUGACAAUGCUAAGAAAAGUUUUGAAACGGAUCGUCGUGAAAUGUCUGAUGAUUUAAGCUUGACUGGGAUGGAACAUGGCCAGAUGAAAGAAUCCAAUGCAAUCGUAAACCAUUGUCUAACUACGCAACAGGACAACAGUAGUAAAGAACAUGUGGAAACAAUAGGGAAACUACAAAGACUGACAUAUCGCCUUCAAAGUAAAGUUCUGUUUUUACAGUCAAAGAUUGAGAGUGAUAAAAAAUUGAAGUUAGAAAUUGGACAGCUCAAACACGCAAACAAACAAUGGGCCGAAUACAACAAGACGAGAGAAGAAUACGUACGCGAUCAUUUAAAGCAAAUACAUGCUCUAGAAAUUCAGUUGGCUCAAGAAAAAACUGAAAAGAAAGAGCUUGAAAAACUUUAUAAAGACUGCAAAAAUCUUCUCCAAUACCAACAACACGAAACAGAACACUACAAAGAGCAGGUUUCCUUACUGCAAGUGCAAGUCCGUCAGUUCUCUGAAGAUUUUCAAGAAGAGAAAUUGGAAAAGGAAAUCGCCAGAAGAGAAGUUCAGAGGCUGCUGGAGGAACAGUCCGUGCAUAGAUCACAGGCAAAACCACUAAAUUGCGCUGCUGAAAAUUCCCCCGCCUUAGGACAUGGAUCAGACCUUCUUAGUCUUGGUAGUCUGACCAUGGAUGGUAAUAGAGAUGAUGACGGGAUUGGAGAUGACGGAAGCGACACCUAUCGGAACCCAGUCGAGGAAUCUGCACAACGUCAGAACAGAAAUAGAACUGAUAGAGGAACCCGAAACAAUUGCGCUGAUGAGGAAGAGGCGUGUGGAGUUAAUAAUCAGUCAAGUGACAUUCGUCCAGAAGACAAUUUCAGCACGAGCCAUGAUGGUCGUCUGCGUUGCCCAAAGUGUUGGCGGGAGUAUGACGAACGCCGAUAUCUAGAACUAUUAGAACACAUUGAUAUAUGUUGUGACUGAGUUACAGUGUUGUCGGUGCACUUCAACAGCGUCUUUUUGCUGUCAAACGUGUUGCAAAACGCGUAUCGAAACCAUGAGCUUGAACAUGGGUAUUGUGAACCUCGAUUUAGCCAAGCGUUUCGAAAUCAAUUUUUGUUUUUCUUUCUACUUCCUCAUCUUUGUAAAACUUUUGGUUUUAAAAAUCAAGAGUUUCUGAAUAAAAAUAAUCUAGAAAUAUAAAGUGAAAUUGUUCUAAAAUAUCCCUUCGUUGGUCAUUCACAUACCCUGAGUACCUUAGAGGAAUGUCGCUAUAACCUCGAGCUCUAUAUCAUCAGCAUGCUUCUGACAUUUCCAGAAACGACAGAGGUUUACGGAUAAUACGGUAGUUAAUAAUAUUUGGUUGACGAAAUACCGCAGGUCAUCACGAUGCCUUACAGACAUUUAACAUAAACAGUCUA